GAACACGUUUGAGACAAUUUUUAUACCAAUUUUUGAAUUCGAGAAAUUUUUCCGACCAAAAUUAAUUUUACAUGUGUAAAUCACACUCACAAUUACUUGAAUGAUUUAUUUCUAUGUAGUAUACAGUAUAUAGUAUGGUCUUAAGAGGUUGAAAGUUAGUCAAAAAAAUUCACAAUAAAAACACUACUAUAACAGAAGCAAACCAAAGCCUCAUCUUCAACUACCACUCCCUCACUCUCUCUUCCACUCUUUCUCCAAAUCCAUCACCAUGGGUGUAGCCAACAACAUAACAGCAGUUCUUAAUUUCGUAGCCUUUCUAUGCUCAAUUCCCAUAAUAGCUUCCGGUAUCUGGCUUGCCUCCAAACCGGACAACGGGUGCAUCCAUCUCUUCCGCUGGCCGGUAGUCCUUCUCGGAAUCCUCGUCCUCCUGGUCUCGCUCGCCGGCUUCGUCGGCGCCUACUGGUAUAAGGAGACACUCCUUGGUUUCUAUCUCUGCUGCAUGGCCAUUCUCAUCGGACUUCUCUUAAUUCUACUCGUUUUCGCUUUUGUUGUCACGCGCCCGGAUGGCGGGUAUGAUGUUCCCGGGAGAGGUUAUAAAGAAUAUAGGCUUGAAGGAUUUUCCUCUUGGCUGAGAAAUCACGUCGUGAAUUCAAAGAAUUGGGUUAAAAUUAGGAAUUGUUUGGCUGAGAGCGAUGUCUGUGCUAAAUUAAGUCAGAAUUAUAUCACUGCUGAUCAGUUCUUCACCGCCCAUAUCUCUCCUCUUCAGUCAGGGUGUUGUAAGCCCCCAACAGUUUGUGGGUACAAUUAUGUGAAUCCAACACUAUGGUUAAACCCAGCAAACCCAACAGCAGACCCAGACUGUUACUUGUGGAACAAUGACCAAAGCCAGCUCUGCUACAAUUGCAAUUCUUGCAGAGCUGGUUUGUUAGGGAAUCUAAGGAAAGAAUGGAGAAAAGCUAAUAUCAUCCUUAUUGUGGCAGUGGUAGUGCUUAUUUGGGUGUAUCUAAUUGCCUGUAGUGCCUUCAAGAAUGCUCAAACUGAAGAUCUUUUUCGCCGAUACAAACAGGGUUGGGUUUGAUCUUGUUGCCAAGGACAGCACAACUUCGAGUUCUGAUACUGUUGUUGGGUUGGUGUUUUUUGCUUGUCUGUUUUAUCUGAUAUCUCCUGUAUUUUCUGUGGCCUUUGUCAUUAGGUGUAUAUAUUCUUCUUUGUACUUUAUUAUCUACAAUGCAUGGACUGACAGUGAACACUCCUAGAGAAACCACUUGUGAAAUAUGAUACUAGAAUUAGAAUCUCAAUUAUCACCUUUCACGAGAAUUUGAUUCUUAAUUUUUAAUUUUAAUGGCUGUUGUAGCUUCCUGGA
Jatropha curcas is the source of this 1363-nucleotide messenger RNA. The record is from RefSeq and is a predicted model, not a curated record. NCBI's taxonomy places the organism in Eukaryota, Viridiplantae, Streptophyta, Magnoliopsida, Malpighiales, Euphorbiaceae.